Cooperia oncophora is the source of this 813-nucleotide messenger RNA. NCBI's taxonomy places the organism in Eukaryota, Metazoa, Nematoda, Chromadorea, Rhabditida, Trichostrongylidae. The record is from the annotation of a GenBank genome assembly.
AUGCCAGGUACAACUGUAGACGUUCCAGGAAACAUGUCAAAGAAUGACACAAUCCCAUGGGUCGAGAAGUAUCGCCCACAGAAAUUGGAGGAAAUAGUUGGAAAUGAGGAAAUUGUUAGGUCUCUUGGUUUCUUCGUUGAGAAAGGGAAUCCGCCACACUUCAUCAUGUCGGGUCCACCUGGCUGUGGUAAAACGACUGCUAUUUGGGCUAUGGCGAGAGAAUCACUAGGAGAGCACGUGAAGAACGGCGUGCUUGAACUGAACGCUUCCGAUGAUAGAGGUAUUGAUGUUGUGCGGAACAAAAUUAAGUCGUUCUGUCAGACGAAAGUCACUCUCCCCCCUAAGCGACAAAAGUUGAUAAUCCUUGAUGAAGCAGAUUCGAUGACUGAGGGGGCACAACAGGCUUUGCGACGGAUUAUGGAGAACUACAGCGAAACGACACGUUUUGCCUUGGCUUGCAAUCAAUCUGACAAAAUCAUUGAGCCAGUGCAGUCUCGGUGCGCCAUCCUGCGGUUCCACAAACUCACUGAUGCACAGCUAGCGCACAGGCUUGAAGAAGUUUGUAAAGCAGAAAAGGUGGGUUUUUCUCGCCAUGAUAUCGUUUUAAUACCUCUUUUUCUAUUAGAACAAUUCUCAAAUAUCUUUAUCACUUGCCCAUACUUGUUUUCUUCUACACAUACAAUUGGUGAGCGAUACACUGACGGCAUAAUUUCUGCUUUGCAGAAAUUAUGCCGUCAGUGUAUCGCUCACCAAUUAGUCCUUUUGUUCUUUUUCCACUAUGACAAGUUCCACUUCAGCUUCAAUUUCUCGUGA